Messenger RNA from Anguilla anguilla (European eel), 1138 nucleotides. Its product is annotated as NEDD4-binding protein 2-like 1. The record is from RefSeq and is a predicted model, not a curated record. Bases 96 to 593 code for a protein of 165 amino acids. The transcript is spliced from 5 exons. NCBI's taxonomy places the organism in Eukaryota, Metazoa, Chordata, Actinopteri, Anguilliformes, Anguillidae.
UGAUAGGAAACAGUUAGGGCGGGGGGAGAGCUGCGAGACGCGCGACAGACAUCCGCGCGGUUUAUCCCAGAGUCAGUUUUUCACGGUUCCUGGGCAUGAUGUGUCGACAACGAUAUAACAGACCGCACCUUUACAUUUUGAGGGGUCUGCCUGGAUCAAGAAAAUCAGAAUUAGCGCGGAAAAUAUUGGAUGAAAAAUACGGCGGACAUGGAGCGAUAUUCAGCACUGACGACUAUUUUAAAAACGCAAGCGGCGUCAUGGUUAACUUUGACGAAAGUGAACUGGAUUACGCCCAUGGAAUUAAUAUAAUGAAUGCAAAACGGGCUAUGCGAGACGGAAUAAAUCCUGUCAUCAUCGACAAUACCAACAUAUUUCGCUCCGAAAUGAAACCAUAUGUGAAACUGGGUCUUCGCUACGGUUACCACAUAAGAUUUCGAUUCCUGAAAGACAGCUGGAAAGUUAGUGUUGAGACUUUGCACCGACGAACCAAUGGGAAGGUGCCCUUGGAGAAGAUGAUAAAGAUGAAGAAAAAUUACGAGUUUAUUAAUGACAUUUUUGAUGUGCUGAGGAGCAGGUCCUGGAGAAGGAAGUAGACCGUUGCAGACCUGCAGACAAAAUUCUGUGUUAAAAUUUUAACUGCCUUAAAAUAGUUAGCCUUUUUUUCCGCGCCAUUACAUUACUUUUAUUUGGCAGACGCUUUUAUCCAAACCGACGUGCAGUAAGUGCAUACUGAAGCUCAUUGUAACAACUACAGAACACAAGUACAAUACUCAUUAUAUUACAGUUAUCCAUAGCCAUGAACACAUUAAGUCCAGUUCACACAGCAAGCAUAGGGUAGGUCAGAAAGUUAUGGUAAGUCAAACUAGGAGGCAUGGCGACGUAUCGUUAUUUUAAUGUUGUAGUUCAAGUUGUCUGCUGUUGCUACCCCUUCAGAUUGCACCUCAGUACAUCUACAAUGGAACGAGGUGGCAGUGUAGUAUGAUGGGUAAGGAACUCGUCUUGUUGUGUGAAGGUCACUGGUUCGAUUCCCUGGGUAGGACACAGCCGUUGUACCCUUGAGGUGCUUAACCUGCAUUGAUUCAGUAUAUAUCCAGCUGUUUAAAUGGAUGCAGCAUAAAAAUGCUAUAUAAAAUUAUCC